Molecule: messenger RNA, 659 nt
Organism: Nanorana parkeri
Lineage: Eukaryota; Metazoa; Chordata; Amphibia; Anura; Dicroglossidae
Gene: MRPL27
Product: mitochondrial ribosomal protein L27
Exons: 4
Coding region: 178-606 (142 amino acids)
Biological process (GO): translation
Cellular component (GO): mitochondrial large ribosomal subunit; ribosome
Molecular function (GO): structural constituent of ribosome
Source: RefSeq, a predicted model, not a curated record
GUUGCUGCUCGGCCGCGCCACGGCAACUGGGCGCCGGGCGGUGGAGGCCAGGAAGGGUAGGCGGGGCAGGUCCUCGCUGUCACUCGAGUCGGACGAGGAUCCCAUGCUUGCUUGCAUUCAAAGUUGGCGCCGGAAGCUGAGGUGCGCGGAAACGGAAGUGACGUCGGGAAGUGGAAGAUGUCGCUGCUGAGUGGUGUGUCCCGGCUGCUCGUUUCACCGUCAUCUGCAACGUGGGUUCUGGUGAGAGAAGCGUCAAAGAAAGCCGGAUCCAGUACAAAGAACUUGGGAGGAAAGAGUCCAGGGAAGAGAUAUGGCGUGAAGACUUUAGAUGGUGACUUUGUCCAUGCUGGAAAUAUUCUUGCUACGCAGAGGCUCAUGCGAUGGCACCCUGGGUCUCAGGUGGGAAUUGGGCGAAACAACACAUUGUUUGCACUGGAGGAUGGCAUUGUACGUUACACCAAGGAAGUCUAUGUACCGAGUCCUCGUAGCAGCGACAGCAUGAAUGUUAUCGCCAAGCUCCCUAUGGGCGCAGUUCUAUAUAAAACCUUCGUCAAUGUCAUUCCGCAGCCUAAAGAACAUAGCUUUAAACUGGUGGACAUGAUAUGAGUGGUAGUCCUAAUGUACAUAACCUUUAUUUCAUUAAACUGCUUUCUAAUAAA